Messenger RNA from Sclerotinia trifoliorum, 1226 nucleotides. The record is from the annotation of a GenBank genome assembly. Lineage: Eukaryota; Fungi; Ascomycota; Leotiomycetes; Helotiales; Sclerotiniaceae.
CGCUAGGACUCAUCUUUGAAGGCUAACCUUUUUCCGAAUCUCUUAAAUCUCUAAUGUCUUGUGAUCUUGGUCUAUUAUGGUCUACACACUCCCUCUCUCUACAUUUCUAUUUGAAGGAGAGUAAUAAUAUUUCUACUCCGCACUCGUACACUCUCUCUUUCUUUCUAAGAAACUUAGAAGUAUUGCUUGAACUUCCAUCGUCCAAUCAAAUCUUAACAGGAAAAGGAAAAGGAAAAGGAAGGAAAAGGAAAAGGAAAAGGAAUCGGAAAAAUGACAAUCCCACUCUCCGUUAUACCGUUCAGUCUGUUCCAGCAAAUCUGCUUCAAUUCAAUGCAUCCUCUUCCCCGCCAUCUACUUCCACCAACGAGAGUCAGGAACCAAAAGAGAAUGUGCUUUGGAUAGGAUGUUCCGAUUCUUCAGUCACAGAAACCGAUGUUCUCAACAAUGUUAGCAGAUCCGAGAUUUUCGUCCAUCGCAACUUGGGAAAUCGUGUUAGUGUCGGGGAUACAAGCAGCGGAAGUGCAAUUGAGUGGGCCGUGGAUGUCCUGAAAGUAUGUUAAAGCUCACCAGGCCUCAUUUUGUGAAUGCUGAAUUCAUUGGUAUUAGGUACAACAUAUCAUUAUUUGCGGCCAUUACGAUUGUCAUCUUCUUGAUGAGUCCGAAAGUGAUAGUAACAAUUGGUAUCGGUAAAUCUCCCCAACACUACCAAUCUAUUUCCAUCACUUUCAAGAUUCCGUGUCACCCUUUUCUCUCAGUCUCUACAUCCUCGCUUUCCAUUCAUUGACUGCCCCUGACAUUGCGAGUAUCACUAACAUGCACAGCGAUAUUAUUCAACUCCAUCAAGAAUCCGACGCCCUAGAACCACCUGCUCAAUCACCUCAAUCAAGGAAUCGCCACUUCACAGAACUUUACGUUUUGUCCGAAGUGGAAUGGUUGAAACAGCAACCUAGUGUUCAACAAGCUAUGAAGGAAUGGGACUGUAAAGUUCAUGCUUUUGUGUAUGACCGGGAUCAAAAUAGUUGCGUGAGAUUAGUACCAGAGAGUCAACAGAAAUGAUUGCUUCGAAUGGGAAGUGCAAAAUUUUAUAGACCUCGUAAUUCCAUUCCAAGGGAAAAAUUAUAAUUAAUUAUAAACCAUCACUCAUAGCAAGCAACGCAUUAAACAAAAAUAACACUAACAUUAAAACCAACACUAAUCAUUCGAUAUGUUGAUCUCCCCCAGCACAU